AUGCCUUUCUGGAUUAACUGUCAACGUAAUGCUCCGACUGGUUCGACGCAUACGCCAACGCCAGGCCCAGCUCCCAAGAGGACUCAGGGUCCAUCCACCCCGAAUUUCUACGACACAAGCAGUGCCAACCAGGGAACCAACUCAAACUGCGAUGGAGCAAGAUUCCGUAACGCAAAAGUUAGAGAAAACAACGCCACAAUCAGCAAUCGCAGAACAUACAGCAAGCUCACGGGUGCUGCCGAUCGACACGUCAUCGACAUGAACAGGCACAUCCUGAAGCGCCAGGGAGACUGGACAAGGCACUUGAGACGCAGUCAAGGCUACAGACACCUGUACCAGGGCAAGAUGCUGGGGCAGGAUGAUCAGAAGCUUUCUUUUCGAUCGGGUUAA
This is a messenger RNA of Parastagonospora nodorum SN15, 390 nucleotides long. RefSeq lists its product as hypothetical. The record is from RefSeq and is a predicted model, not a curated record. The coding region runs from base 1 to 390 and encodes 129 amino acids. The transcript is spliced from 2 exons. Lineage: Eukaryota; Fungi; Ascomycota; Dothideomycetes; Pleosporales; Phaeosphaeriaceae.